Leguminivora glycinivorella is the source of this 892-nucleotide messenger RNA. Its product is annotated as pre-rRNA-processing protein TSR2 homolog. The coding region runs from base 177 to 719 and encodes 180 amino acids. The record is from RefSeq and is a predicted model, not a curated record. The transcript has a single exon. Gene Ontology annotation, cellular component: nucleus. NCBI's taxonomy places the organism in Eukaryota, Metazoa, Arthropoda, Insecta, Lepidoptera, Tortricidae. Gene Ontology annotation, biological process: maturation of SSU-rRNA from tricistronic rRNA transcript (SSU-rRNA, 5.8S rRNA, LSU-rRNA).
AUCACAAGUGUCAAAAUUUGCUUUUUAAUUCAAAGGACAACACGUGUUAGAAAUAGUAGAAAAAGCCGAUGUUAUUCGGACUAAGAUACAUACAUCAACUCGAAAUGCUAAAUGCUGUUACCAGCUAACAUAAUUUGUAAAUAUUCUGGAAGAUCACUUUCCACCUAUGGUCAAAAAUGGCUAUGUUUUACGACGAUUUUAAACCACUAGUGGAUCUGGUCCUAAACAAUUGGACUGCUUUACAAUUAGCUAUAGAUCAUGGAAUGGGAUCCAGCGGACCGAAAACAGGUCAACUCGUAUCAGACUACAUAACCCGGUACUGUGUUGAAAACUUGGGAGGAGACGUUGAUAACCUGACUGAAGUGUUGGAAGAUUUGAUGGAUGAGGAAUUCGAUACUAUGUGCGAGGAUAAUUCUCCUAAGGAAGUGGCAAUAGUACUGCUGCAAUACUUCACACUUCUCAGAGAGGGUAAACGAGAUGAAUUACAAGCAAGAAUUGCUGCAAUGCCUGUGUGCCAAAAAGGUUUGAGCCAAAAUGUUAGACAACCAAUGAAUCCUGGUGAGGAUUCAGACAGCAGUAGUGAAGAUGAAGGUAAUGAUGCACCUACAAAUGGCACUGUACCACAGUUAGUUGAUAGGCAACAACAACCUGAACCGGAACCAAUGGAUGAAGAUGUUGACCCGGGCUGGACUGUAGUGAGAACUAGGAGAAAAAAAUAGUGUAGUCUGUAAAUUUUAUAAUCAGCAGCUACAAUUACAUAAAAGGAUAAAGUUGCAUUUCAAUAUUUAUUUAUGAUAUUGAAAAUAAGAACAGAUAUUUAAGCAUAAAUAUACAUCUGUUUAUUUUGUAUUUGAUUACAAAAAUUACUAAUAUAAUAAAAUAAGUUUUGUUA